AAGAAAAGUAACUAAAAUUUCCCUGCAUCCUGAUUGGUCCAAUUUUUACUCUUCAACCUCCAUCUCCAACGCAUGAUGCGAUACGAGCUUAAGGCGCGACACGAGUUUCACGUUAGAAUAGAUUGUCCAAUUACAAUUGCAAGUCGCGGUUGUUGAUGUAACACACAUGUCUCGAAUGUUGAUACGUUUUCCCUCUUUUUCAUCGCGCGUACCUAAUUAAAGCCACUCGUUCAAAGUUACGUAAUAAUUAUAAACCAGCGAAAGGGUUGCUUAGACAGUGUUGUUUCAAAAAGAGAGAAAGAAGAAGGAAGAGCGAGUUAUGUGCGCGCACGACGUAAAUAACUCUCUGUACAUCGAGACCUCGCGAGCGCAAGGAUGAGGCUGGGAACGUCAAUCCACUUGGAAAAGUAGACUCUCGUGGCUCAAGGCCAAAGCGGUCGACAACAUGGCCAGGUUUGAUACGUCGCAGUUGCGCGCGUCGUAAAAGUGCACCCAUACCGGAAUAAUCGCCGUCCCCCGACCUGGGUAUACGCCCCCGUUGCUCCGUUCGCGGAAGAGCGGCCUAGAACAUGCAAGGAGCGCGCAUCGUCACGGAAUGAAUAGCAAUGAACUGGGAUAGGUGUGGCAGAAGGCGUGAAAAAGGAAAGGAGAGCGCUAUCGGGAAGGAAUGGCGUAGUGCUGCGCGCACGUGUAUAUGUAUGUAACAAGCGGGACGCUCGAGUGAUUACGUGGCUUCGCGCGAGAGAGAGCAUCUCAUCUCGUCCCGAUUCAUUGGCACUCCGGUAUUUCGUUUCGACAAUUGCUCUGGUGCUUCUGUGUAUAUUUAUAUAUAUACAUAUAUAUAUACAUGUACAUACACGUGUUUUUCACGCAAACAUAAUAGUGUAUGUCAUCAUCGCCGAGUGUUAUUCCUGCGCCUAUGCGUCUCCAUUCGUCGCGCGGAGAUCUGUGUGGCAGCGAGAGGGGAAGGUUGACAGCGGCGGCGACGACAGUAGUGACGUCACAGUGGUGAUGUGGUGGGGGGUGACGCGAGCGAGAGAGUGAGGUUAGCUUGUGUGCGUGUGUCGCGCUCGCUCUCUCCCUCUCUCUUUCUCUCUCUUUCUUUCUCUCUCUCCUUCUCUCCCUUCGUUCUCGCACGCGCGUGCCAAUCGCCUCUCUCUCUCUCUCUCUCUUUCUCCCUCCCUCCCGUUCUACUCGCUCGCACGCACGCUCGUCCAUCCGUCCGUCUGUCGGCUGGUGCGCGCGCGCGCGCGCGCGCGUUAACGGAAUUCGCGAUCGUGCACGCAGGGACCACCGACUAAUGUUUAAAUGGACGCAUCGUCCAUUAUCACCCAAGUGUCGCGGGAUGACGAGCUAGGCGCAUUCAACAGCGAGAAAGCUCAAUUACCUCGGGAGAAUGAAGCAGCCAGCAAUAGUCCAUCGAGCAGCAAGAAGCCGAGGGGACGCGGACUCCUGCGUUCUCUGCUCUGCUGCUUCGGAAGGGGUCGUGGCGGCAGCUCCAAGAGCUCCAAGUCGAGUUCUCUACAGGGAGAUGGUCGUGGCUCGCCGCCACCGGGUACCGGAUCUCCGAGAUUCCUCCUACCGCCGGUCAGGCACCAAGACAUGCACAAAAAGUGCAUGGUAAUCGAUUUGGACGAGACUCUGGUGCAUAGUUCAUUCAAACCGAUCAACAAUGCGGACUUUGUUGUUCCUGUAGAGAUUGAUGGAACGGUACACCAAGUGUACGUCUUAAAGAGGCCUUAUGUGGACGAGUUUUUGCAGAGAAUGGGCGAAUUGUACGAAUGCGUACUGUUCACUGCAAGCUUGGCCAAGUAUGCAGACCCAGUGGCGGAUCUUUUAGAUCGAUGGGGUGUAUUCAGAGCAAGAUUAUUCAGAGAAUCCUGUGUGUUUCAUAGAGGGAAUUAUGUUAAGGAUUUGAACAAAUUAGGUCGUGAUUUGCAGCAAAUCAUUAUUGUAGAUAAUAGUCCUGCCAGUUACAUUUUUCAUCCAGAUAACGCGGUUCCAGUGGCAUCUUGGUUCGAUGACAUGACGGAUUCCGAGUUACUGGAUUUAAUCCCCUUCUUCGAGAAACUCAGCAAUGUGGAAAAUAUCUACACAGUGUUGUGCAACAGUAAUCAUCCUUAUAAUCAGGUGCCCGCGCAGGCGGUGCAGAGUAAUCAGAGUCCGCCGGGAUUAGGCUCGCUGGCUGCUUCCUAGCCCCAUCUAAAUCCUGGCAACACAGCCAGUCUUGUCGCUCAAUGCACCUUCCGGAGGAUCCUGAGGGGACUGCUCCAU
Nylanderia fulva is the source of this 2274-nucleotide messenger RNA. RefSeq names its product CTD small phosphatase herzog (gene hzg). The record is from RefSeq and is a predicted model, not a curated record. Gene Ontology annotation, molecular function: RNA polymerase II CTD heptapeptide repeat phosphatase activity. Lineage: Eukaryota; Metazoa; Arthropoda; Insecta; Hymenoptera; Formicidae.